Molecule: messenger RNA, 2421 nt
Organism: Bradysia coprophila
Lineage: Eukaryota; Metazoa; Arthropoda; Insecta; Diptera; Sciaridae
Source: RefSeq, a predicted model, not a curated record
CACCCAUAUGUGUGACAUAAAAUUCUAACGGUAUCGUGUAACAUCGUAGUUGUGCAAUAUCUCCAAUUAUAUUUCCUCUAAAAUCAUUGUCCACGCCGGUUGAUCGUUGUUCGUGUGUCGCGUUUGCAGUCAAUUAAACUUUUGUGUGAGUUAAAAAAGCCCUAUCGUCGGGAAUUUGUCCUAUGGUGAGUGUCAACCAUCAACUCAAUGGCUCUGCAAGAGAUUGUCUGUAAAAAGUUAGUAAUGCGAACGGAAAACAAAGUGCUGACUCGGAUCUACCAGGCCGGUGUGAAUUCGCAAGAAUUUUCACGAGCUACACGCAUGGAAGACAUCGAAACGAUUUGCGUUGCAUCAGUGUGUUCUGACGUUAUGCAGUACACAGCAGAACUGACCAAUAGGAAGAAAAAACUACGAUCGAUCGCCUUUUCCGAACUGGGCUACAUUUGGUCGGGAAUACUUUUUGUGUUUAAGCAACAGGUCACCGUUUUGUACGAUGAAACUUUGCGUCAAACACACUUUACAAUGGAAUAUUUUAAGAGAAGUCAAACUGUUAUCACUAUGUGGCAAAAGUCAAAACCAUCGUCACUGGCAAAGAAGAAUCGAUCGCGGAAAAAUAGUGACCCAAUUGAGCAUUUACCAGCGAAGCGCGUAAGAUUCUCUCAUGUCGAAUUUGAUUGGCAAUUUCCAGAUGACAAUGGGGUCGACGACGAAUCUACAAUUAAAAUCUUGCAAAGUUCGAAAGUAAUGACCCGAGAGCAAAUUUCGAUUCGAGAAGUAAUUUCUGAACCAUUGCCGGAUGACCUAACCGAGUGCGAUGGAUUCGAAGCGGCUGAAAGUUGCAGCACGCAAAAUUUUCUGGAAAUUAGAGACUUAGUUGCACAAGGUCGAAGCAUAGUGAACGCCAUCCAGAGUGAACGCGUCUCCAUGAUGGCAGCGGACGGUGAUCCGUACGAAGAAGAUGAUUAUUACGCACCAAUGUCACCCCAACCAUUAAGCCCACUGCCUCAACCUCCACUCUCUGACAUUGAAAGAUGUAAUGAAGAGUUGGACGUAUAUAUCCCAGAUCAGGAUGAAAAUGUCGAAAUGAACAUUCAGAGGGCUGAAAGUGCAUCAAGCGAUGGUAUUCAAUUGGCACCACUUCCCCGCCGACUUCUGUUGGGAAGACGAGCUAACAAGGGAAAAAGUCGUAGACGUUUAUUCGAUGACUUUAUACAGAUUCGGCACGAAUGUGAUAAAGAGACUGGAAGGAAACUCAUGCGGUGCACCGAUUCAAGGUCGGACUCUAUUACGCAGGAAUACAUAAUGCUUCAGUUGAAACUGAUUAACUUUCGUAAGCCGGCCCAUGCAUUUCGAUCGCUGCAGCCUCGAAGCGUAAUGGAUACAGCUGCAAUGAUGGUGGGAAUGAAGCGUGUACAGAAAGCAAAGCGAAGGGAACCGGAUGACUUGAACAUGGUUCAAGAUUUCUUAAACUCAAAUCGUCAGGAAGGUGAACAACUGGAAGAUAUACCGUUGGAACAUUUGCAACGAGAGGAUCAAGCACGGCAAAAUCGAAAGCGUAAGAGCUCCAGUUCUACUUAUGAUAUGAUUGAUGGAGAUCCUCAGGCUUGCGAUGAAAGAUUACCACAAGAUGAAUUUUGCGAUCUGGACUUUGGAUAUCAGGACGAUGAUUCUAUGGACAUUCCGGAUGAGGCCGAGCCUAUCCUAGAGCCAGAUUCCAUCUGUGAUCCUGAGCCAAUCGUUCAGCCGGAGGAAAACUACGAACAUGUUCCUGAACAUGAACCGAAUCUACCGAGUGUUCACCGUUCUCCCAUAGUUGAGCGUCAAUCUCCAGUAAUUGAGUGUCGAUCUCCAGUAAUUGAGCGUCGACCUGCAAUAGUUGAGCGAAAAUCUCCAGCAAUUGAGCAUCGAUCUCCAGUUAGCCAGCGUCAAGCUCCAACAACUGAGCAUCAACAAAUGUCCACCCCGGUUCCAAAUGUGCUAAGGACGCAGAACUUUCGUCUCGAAAGCGAUAUUAUUCCACGCAGAGUGCUACAACUGUUGAAUCAGUUUAUAACUGUUAGCGCCACAAACGAGCUAUGCAGGUCCGGAUCGCAAGUGGCGUUAAUGCUGAACAAUCAGAAGAACAGGGAGAGCUGGGGAUUAAUCGGAGUGCUGCAAAAUCUAUUCCAGCUCUGGUAUAAAAACGUUUAUCCGCUCGGUAUGAUGGACUUACUAUAUCCUGAAAAGAAGAAACUAGCCGCAGCUUUGGCAUUUUAUUCAAUCAUGGAAUUGAAUUCGCCGCGCAUUGGGCUGAUUGUAAUCGAAAAAGUGGAAAAUUCCAAUGCUAUUCACAACAUUGCCAUGUCGGAAAAGUUAAUGGAAUUUUUGCGGAAAGGUAAUCAGACUUAAGUGUCGAGGAUGGCAGAAUUUUGUUUGUAUCUC